CAGCCCCUUCACCAACACGUUCAAUGCGAAACAAUCUCUGUCUGGUUCAAUGUCCAUCUGAGCCGUUUGAAAAGUAAAGAUGUAUUUUAAAGAAGUGUUAAUUAAUGCGUUCACAGAGAAUAGGAAAGCCCUGCUGUUAGCUGGAGGUGCUGGUCUUACUGUUUUCGGACUGGGACUUGGGUAUAAGUAUUUUCUCAAGCCGGAGAAAGUUGUCCGUGUGGGAGUUGUGUCACAGCUGCUCAUUCACCCACUGAAAUCGGGGAAAGCCGUGUCCGUGGCCCUCGCAGAAUGUCAACAGAUUGGUUUGAAGUGCGGUGAACUGCAAGAUCGACACUGGCUGGUGAUCACUGAGGAUGGUCAUUUCGUGACGGGCAGACAGGAGCCUCGCCUCGUUCUGGUAUCUCUGACCAGCGAGGGGGGGCAGACGUGUCUGAACGGACCAGACAUGGAGGAGCUCAGGUUCCCCCUACUGCAGCCCGACAACCCUGUCAUUGACUGCAGAGUGUUUAGUACAGACAUCCAGGGCAGGGACUGUGGAGACGAGGCGUCUAGCUGGCUGACCCGCUACCUGGGGGCAGGUAAAACCUAUCGCCUGGUGCACUUUGAACCCCACAUGACACACAGGAGAUCAGCGGAUAGCGAGCCUCUUUUUCCUCGCAAUGAAAAGAUAGUGUACAAUGACCUUGGCCCUAUCAUGCUGCUGUCUGAAUCCUCUGUGAAGGACCUGAGCAGUAGGCUGGAGAAGGAGGUCACCGUGGCACGGUUCCGACCCAGCAUCGUGGUCAGUGAUUGUGAUGCUUUUGACGAGGAUUCUUGGGAAGAUAUUCAGAUUGGCAAUGUGCGGCUGCACCGUGUGAUGGCGUGUGGGAGAUGCAUCUCCACCACGGUUGACCCUGAAACAGGAGUCAUCAGCAGGAAACAGCCACUGGACACACUCAAAAGCUAUCGAAUGUGUGACCCAUCCCAGAAGAACAUCUAUAAGACAGCACCACUGUUUGGACAGAUGUAUAUCGUCAGCAAGACAGGGGUGCUCCAGGUUGGAGAUGUGGUGUACAAGACCAGCCACUGAGAUGGAUGGAAGACUAGCUACUAUAAUAUACGCUUUACAUGUAGUAGUGUGAUGGCAUAGAUGAUUAGACAGUCACAAAAUAACAAAUAGAACAGAAUACCCGCUUUUCAUAUUUUGCAGUUAAAUCAUUCUUUCUAAGUAGGCUGAAGAUUAUGUAAUUAUAUGAGAUUAUAUGAGAUUAUAUGAGAUUAUAUGAGAUUAUAUGGGGGGAAAAACAUUUUUUUUAAUCCUUUUUAUGAUUGAGAACAUUUGUAAUUGGUUUUAAUGUGUGUUCUGUAUGAGCUUGAAAAGAUAAAUGUUUAUCGUGUAAAGGAAAACAACCAAUCAAACAGUGCUGAGAGGGCAAGUCUACCGGGGUGCGUUCAGUUCAGUAAAAGUUUUGCUACA
Molecule: messenger RNA, 1456 nt
Organism: Oncorhynchus keta (chum salmon)
Lineage: Eukaryota; Metazoa; Chordata; Actinopteri; Salmoniformes; Salmonidae
Gene: marc1
Product: mitochondrial amidoxime reducing component 1
Exons: 7
Coding region: 80-1069 (329 amino acids)
Biological process (GO): nitrate metabolic process
Cellular component (GO): mitochondrial inner membrane
Molecular function (GO): pyridoxal phosphate binding; nitrate reductase activity; molybdopterin cofactor binding
Source: RefSeq, a predicted model, not a curated record